CAAAGUACCCUUAAUAAUACUUUACUGCAAUCACACCACCAACAGCACUGCUUUGGCAGUGAAAGUGCAUGUACUUUAGAAGGGAAGGUACUUUUGGGGCACGGUCUGUAAAGAGGAAAUGUGACCGCACUAAAAUGCUCAGCAAAAAGGAAACUGAGAGCAAAAGGCAUCUGAAGGGAUAUAUAACUGUCACUUAGUUAGACAAACUGCUUUGAAGGAGUAAUGGAAUGGAGGGGUUCAGACAGCUUUCGUAGUCUUGUGAUGGAAUCUUCAGUAAUAACAUUAACAGUUAGCUAGAUAGUUAACGAGGUCUUAACAUGACCAAAUACAGUCCUUCUGUGAAGUUCUCUUGAUAUUUGCAAUCCACUUGAUGACGGACAAUUUUUCAAGUUUACACAUCUUAUGAUAUUACUGCUGUGUUCAAUUCAAGAGGGUGGGGCAGGAAGCAUGCUUAAACUAAACGCUUCAUAAAAGAGGAAGAUACUUUCUUGGCUUGUUGACUGGAGCAGGGUAGCUGCCUGUCUGAGGACUAACCGACUCAUCAGAGGGCUCUGCUGGAAGGUUGCCCAACAGAAUAGAGAACACGGCCAUUCUUCUAAAUCCCACACCUCAUCACAUUCUCACUGUGUGUGUGUGAACGGAGGAGAGAACAGAGAGGGCCGUUGGAGAGAGAACCAUUGGAGGAGGAUGAAGUCCAUCAAAUUGGAUCAUUCGGCGACAGUCGAUGAGCUUACUGAUGCCUGCAUCAAAGCAUUUGAUGAUGAAGGCAGGCUAAAUGAUGAGUCUCUGGUCCGGAUGUUUCUCAUGAUGCAUCCCUGGUACCUCUCCUCUGCUGACCUGGCCAAGAAACUCUCCAACAAGUCGCUGGAGGAAAACUGUCUGCCUGAACUCAGGUCACAAAUCUGCCAUCUUAUCAAGUACUGGAUCAGCGAGUUCCCAGCAGAGUUUGACCUGAACCCAGAGCUGGCAGAGCAGAUCAGAGGGCUGAAGGAGCAGCUGGCCCUGCAGGGAGAGGAGCACCAGAGCACACUCAUCAACGUUGACAGUGUGCCGUCAUAUGAGUGGAGAAGGCAGGUGAGCCAACCAGCUCGGUCUGAUUUCAAGAAGAGGAAGACGUCUCUCCUCUUUGAUCACCUGGACGCAUCUGAACUAGCAGAGCACCUCACCUACAUGGAGUAUAAAUCAUUCUGUAGGAUACUGUUCCAGGACUACCACAGCUUUGUGAUGCAUGGCUGCACGGUGGAUAACCCCAUCCUGGAGCGCUUCAUCACCCUCUUCAACAGCGUGUCUCAGUGGAUCCAGCUGAUGGUGCUCAGCAAGCCCACCGCCCCCCAGAGGGCUGCAGUCAUGUCCCACUUUAUUAGGGUCGCACAGAGGUUGUUACAGCUGCAGAACUUCAACACUCUGAUGGCAGUAGUGGGGGGUCUCAGUAACAGCUCCAUCUCACGCCUCAAAGACACACAGUCACACAUCAGCAACGAUGUGAGCAAGGCGUUCAACAACCUGGUGGAGCUUGUGACGUCCUGUGGGAACUAUAGCCAGUACCGCCAGCGCUUCUCAGAGAGCACAGGCUUCCGUUUCCCCAUCCUGGGCGUGCACCUCAAGGACCUGAUCGCUGUGCACGUGGCCCUGCCCGACUGGAGCGACCAGGAAAAGACGCAGGUCAACCUGGCCAAGACCCAGCAGCUGUAUGCCAUCCUCCAGGAGCUUGCGCUGAUCCAGACCACGCCACCCAGCGUCGACGCCAACAGGGACCUGCUCAACCUGCUCAUGGUGUCUCUGGACCAGUACCACUCAGAGGAAGAGAUCUAUCAGCUGUCCCUGCAGAGGGAACCCCGCACUGCCAGGCCAUUGUCUACCACGAGCCCACCUCUGAUAGAGGAGUGGGCAUCUUCAGUGAAGCCCAAAGCUGACCCCGCCAUCAUCAGCAAACACAUACAGAAGAUGGUAGAGUCGGUGUUUAAGAAUUUCGACACUGAUAGAGACGGUUACGUCUCUCAAGAUGAAUUUGAGAUCAUUAGGACCAACUUCCCAUACCUCUGCAAGUUUGACGACCUGGAUAAGAAUCAGGACGGCAGAGUCAGUCAGGAGGAGAUGAUCGACUACUUCACCAAGGCUAACUCUUUACUGAACAGCAAGAUGGGGUACAUCCACACGUUUUCAGAGAAGAGCUGCAUGAAGCCUAUGCUUUGCCAUCACUGUAAAGGCAUUAUGUGGGGAAUUUACAAACAAAGAUACAAGUGUAAAGCCUGUGGGGUGAGCUGCCACAAAGAUUGUCGCAGCCGCCUUGCUGUGGAGUGCCGCAAACGAACACAGAGCACCUGUCACGAAUACCAUUCACCCCAACACUCCCGUUCCUUCAGUGUGCCUGCUAUAGCUCAGCCACUACACGCUAUGCAACACACAGUCAUUACAGAGGAAGCUCCUGACUCCCUGGGGGAUGAAGUGUUUGAUGUCCACCUUUGAGGAGAAUGAAGACCAACGUUGAGGACAAAAACAACAAAGACUGGCCAUGUUGCCGACAGCAAUGGCACUCAGAAGAUCUCAGUGUGAUAGAAACGUAAUUGCUCCUGUUUGAAGAUACAACGCAUGUUAGGAACAUUCCAAUUUUCCAGUUUAAGGGCAUUUCGCAUCUGAGGAAGGAUUGUAUACAUUUUCUGAUUGAUUCAUCCUUCAUUCUCUCAGCCUUUUCAAACAUCAUAUUAUUUGCUCAGCGCUUUCACAGUAGGUAAACCUAUAGUAGAUGCAUAUCUCUGUGUGUGUUUGUAUGUGGUUCAUGAACGCAGAAGAUUGCUUCUCCACUAGAUGAGGCUGUUUGUGUGUCGCAACUCUGGAUAUUGUAGACUACCACUGCCUUUUUACAUUCGCUGUUUUUGGUGUUGCCCUGUUUGUGUGGUCUAGUUGAGUAAAGACAUGUGGGAGUGGAUUGUUAGUGACAAGAUAAAUUGAGGUUCUCUCCUCAA
Messenger RNA from Coregonus clupeaformis (lake whitefish), 2963 nucleotides. RefSeq names its product RAS guanyl releasing protein 2 (calcium and DAG-regulated) (gene rasgrp2). The record is from RefSeq and is a predicted model, not a curated record. Gene Ontology annotation, biological process: positive regulation of GTPase activity; Ras protein signal transduction. Gene Ontology annotation, molecular function: guanyl-nucleotide exchange factor activity; calcium ion binding. Gene Ontology annotation, cellular component: plasma membrane. NCBI's taxonomy places the organism in Eukaryota, Metazoa, Chordata, Actinopteri, Salmoniformes, Salmonidae. The transcript has 17 exons. The coding region runs from base 688 to 2466 and encodes 592 amino acids.